Molecule: messenger RNA, 465 nt
Organism: Cylindrotheca closterium
Lineage: Eukaryota; Bacillariophyta; Bacillariophyceae; Bacillariales; Bacillariaceae
Source: the annotation of a GenBank genome assembly
AUGGUCUCCAAGAACAACACAGAAUUCGCUUCGCCUUCCUCUGUCGCAUCAUCAUCAUCGUCGUCCAGCACCAACAACUCACAUGAUGAAACACCCAUCAUCACCAUUAGUGAAAAUAACAUCCGAAUUGUCCUAGACAAAGACGACAAAACGCCAGUUCCCCGAUUCGAAAGAAACAGCUACAAACUAGAACGUGAUCCAUGCCUCAACGGAAGUCGCAAACCAACCAAUUUGGCAUUCUGUCCUCACUGUUCGAAGGAAAACGUCCGAACACGUACCAAGACGUAUCCAAGUGCAGUGACGUGGGGCUGUGUCGCCAUCGGAGCUGUCGCUUUCUUCCCCAUUUGCUGGGUGCCUCUGGUUAUGGAUGGUAUGAAGAAGACAGAUCACUACUGCCAAAACUGUGGUCAGAAGCUUGCGACAAUCAAACCCUUGCAUGGAGUUGGCGUGAAGGAAAGAUUCUAG